AACAAUCAGUCAGCUUUCUUUCUUUCCCUCGUAAGAGAUCUGCUUCGAGGCAUCUCUCAACUUCUUUGGUGGACCCAAUUUUUUUUUUUAUACUUCUAUUACUAACCUUUAACAAAAAUUCAUGAUUCCACUCCACUUUUUUUAUUUGGGUUUUGUGUUCUUCUUAACAUCAAAUCCUUGCUUUUUAAAUGAUUCUCUUCUAUCCAGUUUUUUCUUAAUUUCAAGCCCUUCGGUAUAAUUACAUGGUUGAGUUAAUUAAAUAAGCUUGUAGAAGAAAGAAGAGUUGCAGUGAAAGAUGUCUUCGAGGUCAACUCAGAGGACAAGUAAGAUGUCUUCAAGGUCAACUCAGAGGACAAGUUCUAGGGGUAGUUCGGCUCGUUCGAGGCAUGAUGCCUGGGUAAUGGCUCAAACCCCCAUUGAUGCCAAGCUUGCUUUGGAUUUUGAUGAGUCGAAGCGCCACUUUGAUUAUUCAUCUUCAGUUGAUGUCAAUUUGUCAAAUUCUACUAGCAAUAUCUCUCCUUCAACAGUGUCAUCCUACCUUCAAAAGAUCCAAAGAGGGAGUCUUGUCCAGUCUUUCGGGUGUCUGAUUGCCAUUGAUGAGCAGGACUUCCGUAUCCUUGCGUACAGUAAAAAUGCCCCUGAGCUGUUGGAGUUAAAUCCAACUGCUGCCCCUAGCUUCCAACAACGUGAGGUUCUAAAUCUUGGAACCGAUGUAAGAACUCUUUUUAAAGAAUCAAGUGCUUCUUCACUGCAAAAAGCUGUACGUGUUUCUGAGGUUAAUCUUCUCAAUCCCUUGCUUGUUCAUUGUAAAAACUCGCAUAAGCCUUUUUAUGCCAUUCUGCACAGAAUUGAUGUGGGGUUGGUCAUAGACUUGGAGCCAGUAAUUGCUGAUGAUACAGAUGUAACUGCAGGAGCUUUAGAGUCUUAUAAGCUUGCAUCUAACGGGAUGUCAAGAUUGCGAUCAUUGCCCGGCCAAAAUAUUCAACUUUUCUGUGAUGUUUUAGUUGACGAAGUGAAGGAAUUAACGGGUUAUGAUAGGGUAAUGGUGUAUAAAUUUCAUGACGAUGAGCAUGGGGAAGUGAUUGCUGAGUAUUGUAGGCCUGAAUUGGAACCUUAUCUUGGUUUGCAUUAUCCAGCAACAGAUAUACCUCAAGCUUCGAGAUUUUUGUUUUUGAGAAACAAGGUGAGGAUGAUAUGUGAUUGUCUUGCUUCUCCCGUGAAGGUGAUUCAAGAUGAAAAAUUGACUCAACCACUGAGUCUUGGUGGAUCAACUUUAAGAGCGCCCCAUGGUUGUCAUGCACAAUAUAUGGCAAAUAUGGGUACCAUUGCAUCCCUUGUAAUGGCUGUGACAAUUAAUGAAGAUGAUGAUGAGGUUAAUGAUGGACAGAGAGGAAGAAAGCUAUGGGGCUUGGUUGUGUGUCAUCACACAAGAUCCAGAUUUUUUUCAUUUCCUCGAAGAUCUGCAUGUGAGCGUUUAGUUCAGGUCUUUGGCAUACAAAUAAACAAGGAAGUUGGUUUGGCUGCUGAAAUGAGGGAAAACCACAUAUUGAAAAUUCAAACUGUGCUUUGUGAUAUGCUCAUGAGAGACUCCCCUGUAGCCAUUGUUACCCAAUCACCUACUGUAAUGGACCUGAUUAAGUGCGAUGGAGCUGCACUCAUCUUUAAGAGCAAAGUAUGGGCCCUUGGUAUCACUCCAACUGAGGAACAGCUUAGAGAUAUAGCUCAGUGGCUUGUUGAUCACCAUGGCCCCACUAAAGGAUUCAGUACUGAUAGCCUAAAGGAAGCUGGUUACCCUAAUGCUUCACAACUUGGGGAUGCAGUCUGUGGGAUGGUUGCAGUUAGGAUAACUUCAAAAGAUAUCCUGUUUUGGUUUAGGUCCCAUACAGUGAAAGAAAUAAAAUGGGGUUGUGCAAAACAUGACCCUGUGGACACCGAUGAUAGAAGAAAGAUGCAUCCAAGAUCAUCAUUUAAUGCCUUCUUAGAGGUAGUCAAGUGGAGAAGUCUACCUUGGGAAGACAUGGAGAUGGAUGCUAUCCAUUCAUUACAGCUCAUAUUACGAAGAUUAUUGAAGGAUAGUGCUACAAUUACAGAUGAUUCAAAAACCACUACAAACAAUUCAAAAAUGAUUGUGAAUGUGCCUGGAGUUGAUAAUUCACUAGUGAAUCAACUCCAAACUGUGACUGGUGAAAUGAUUCGUCUCAUUGAAACAGCUGCUGUUCCAAUUUUCUCUGUGGACGCGUCUGGUGUCAUUAAUGGAUGGAAUGUCAGAAUGGCAGAAUUAACUGGUUUGCUUAUAGAGAAAGCAGUUGGCUUACCUUUAGUUGAUGUUGUUGCUGACGAAACAGUUGGAACAAUUAAAAAUGUCCUCUCCUUGGCUGUACAAGGCAUAGAAGAGAAAGAUGUUGAAGUAAGAUUAAGAACCUUUGGUUCCCUAGAAAAGGAUAACCCUGUGGUUUCAGUAAAUGCAUGUUGUAGUCGGGAUGUGGAUGAAAAUGUUACAGGAAUUUGCUUUAUCGGGCAAGAUGUUACUUUACAGAAAGUUAUUAUGGAAAAAUAUACUCAACUGCAGGGUGAUUAUACUGGAAUUGUGAGGAACCCUAAUCAUCUUAUUCCUCCAAUAUUUAUGAUGGAUGAGCAAGGUCUAUGCUUGGAGUGGAAUGAUGCAAUGGAAAAACUAUCUGGUUUUGGGAAAGAGGAAGCCAUUGGUCGGAUGCUUCUUGGGGAGGUGUUCACUACUGAAAGUAACGGUUGCCAGGUCAAAGAUCAUGACACCUUAACCAAGCUCAGAAUACUACUAAAUAAAAUAAUUGGAGGUGCGGAUGCAGAUAAAGUGCGUUUUAUGUUCUUGGAUCGGCAUGGUAAAUGUGUUGAUGCAUUGCUCUCUGCAAGUCCACGAACUGAUGCUGAAGGAAAGGUCACUGGAGUUUUGUGUUUUCUCCAUUUACCAAGUCCAGAACUUCAAUAUACCGUGCAUUUGCAAAGGAUUUCAAAAAAGGCUGCUGAGAAUACCCUAAAUAAGUUAGCAUAUUUCCGAGAGCAAAUCAGAAAUCCAAUACAAGGGAUGCUAUUUACACGCAAUUUGGUGGAAUCAUCUGAGUUGAAUGGAGGGCAAAAGCAGUUGAUGGUGACAAGGGCAUUGUGUGAAGAUCAGUUAAUGAAGAUCGCUGAGGACACUGAUAUCCCAAGCAUUGAGGAAGGUUACAUGGAAACCAUAACUGCUAAAUUCAAUCUUGGGGAUGCUCUUGAGGCUGUCAUGAGUCAGGUAAUGCCCUUUAGCCAGGAAAGCCAGGUGCAGCUCAUGCGUAAUUCACCUUCUGGUCUAUCUUCUAUGUAUCUGGAUGGAGACAGUUUGAGGCUACAGCAAGUCCUUUCAGAUUUUUUGGCGGUUGCUAUCCGUUUUACCCCUGCAUGCAGUGGAUCCUCUGUUAUGUUCAUGGUAAAUCCUAGAAGGGAAUCUCUAGGAAAAAAGAUGCAACUUCUUCGUGUUGAAUUUAGGAUUAUACAUCCAUCCCCAGGGGUCCCAGAAGAUCUGAUCCAAGAGAUGUUCCACCGAAACACAGGCAUGUCAAGAGAAGGACUGAGCUUGUACAUUAGCCACAAGCUUGUCAGAACCAUGAAUGGUACUCUGCAAUAUCUUAGGGGGGAAGGUCACUCAUCUUUCAUCAUUCACCUGGAAUUUCCGCUCAUCCAAGAUAUUGGCCACAAGUGAAAUUACUUUUAACUUCUUAAGCAAAGAUGCUGUCAAAACUUGGAAGAAAUCUUAUUCCAAGAAGGCAGUUCAAGAACUGAUCUCUGUAGCCUAGCAUCAGUUUUCAGACAUUGUUUGCAGGUGGGGCUUUCACACCUUUCAGUGUUCCAUUUUGUGGUUCAAGCCCUCAGUUACAUUCUGAACUUGUGGUUUUAUUGGAAGCUGUAGGCUGUAGCUGAAGGGAAUAUUUUAGGACUUUGAAAAUGGUGGAUAUUCGUCAGAAUAAUGACUUCCAAAUGAAUUCGGUAAGGAGGUGAUAUGUACCCUAUGAGCUGCUAUGUGCAGAUUAUUUUCGAUGUUUCUCUACAGGAUGAAGCUGAGUAAAAUAAAACAGAUAUGUAUAUAUGCUGAUCUGUCACUUCUGUUCUGUUGUAAUUUGUGAAGUAGCUAAAUCAGGUAGGUUGGUUUGUGCAAAAGAGGGCUCCAGGGUACUCUCUUCUAGGAGAUAGUCUUCAGAUUGUAGUUCGAUAACAGUAGCUGUAGCUAGAAUAUGGGAAAAUCUGAUGAAUAGAGGGCAGAAUACCUCAAGGUUCAUAGAAGAGUCAGUCUGUAUAUGCAACAAACAUCUAAUUGACAUUAAUCCACUGCUUGACAUGGGUUUGUAUGACUAUGCUUAAAACUUUCUAACUA
Messenger RNA from Chenopodium quinoa (quinoa), 4378 nucleotides. RefSeq names its product phytochrome C-like. Gene Ontology annotation, biological process: detection of visible light; protein-tetrapyrrole linkage; regulation of DNA-templated transcription. Gene Ontology annotation, molecular function: photoreceptor activity; protein homodimerization activity. The transcript has 5 exons. The record is from RefSeq and is a predicted model, not a curated record. The coding region runs from base 296 to 3709 and encodes 1137 amino acids. NCBI's taxonomy places the organism in Eukaryota, Viridiplantae, Streptophyta, Magnoliopsida, Caryophyllales, Amaranthaceae.